AUGAACCAAAAUCAACCACCCAACACCUACAUUCCACCUCACCAAAGGAAUCAGGGGAACCAAGGACCGCAACCAGGUCAGGGAAGUCAAAACCAAGGUGCUCAAUCCAGUCAGUCAUACUUGAUAGGCGAUCUGAUAACAUAUCAGCAACAUUUUCAGAACAAUAUCCAGGCCAAUAACGAGUUAGUUCACGAUUUGCAAGAUGCACAGCAGGAGAAGAACAUUGCAAUGGACAUGUUGGCUAAGCAAAUGUCCCAAAUCGCCACUUCGUUUAGUGAGAUGCGAAGUAAUGAAGGAAGGAUACCAGCAUCGGUGAAACUGCUUGACCGGACAAAUGUCAGUCAAGUUACCUUGAGAUCAGGAAGGGAAUAUAAAGGCCAUGUCAUGGAAGUUGAUGAAGGAAUGCCAGUGGGAGCCGGGUUUGGGAAAAUCAAUGAAGGAGCCGGCAAGGAGACUGGAGAUAACCUCCAAGGAGAACCCAAUAAGGUUGUGAAGCGAUUCCCACAUCGGGGAGAAGCAAAGAAGAAGAAGGAUGAUCCCAUGGACUUCAUGGAAAUUUUCGGGAGGCUGGAGAUAAACUUGCCAUUUCUCCAAGCGUUAAAGCUACCCACGUCCAGCAAAUUUAUCAAGGAGUUCAUAGCCGGGAAGACUAGACUAGAAGAGAAGAUUGUGAUAGGCGAGAAUGUUUCAGCCGUGAUUCAAAAGAGGAGGCCACCAUCUAAGAAAACUGAUCCAGGUAUGUUCACACUACCUGUUGAGAUAGGUAAUUUGAAAGUGGAAUAUGCUAUGUGUGACUUGAGUGCCUCGAUAAAUGUUUUACCUUUUUCGCUCUAUAAAAAGUUCAUGGGGGUGAAAUUAGCUGAGACCAAAGUAGUGAUACUACUUGCUGAUAGGUCGUGCAUUCAUCCAGAGGGAGUAUUAGAGAAUGUGAUAGUCAAAGUGCAUGAUUUCCUUUAUCCAGCUGAUUUCUAUGUGAUUAAGAUGAAUGAGCAUGAGUGUACUGGGUCUAGUGAAGUGUUGUUGGGAAGACCAUUCCUACGCACCGCUAAAACAAUAAUUGAUGUGUUUGAUGGAACAAUAUGUUCAGAUUAUCAUGGGAAAAAGUACACAUUCAAUAUUUAUGAUGCUAUGAAAUAA
Messenger RNA from Salvia hispanica, 1137 nucleotides. The record is from RefSeq and is a predicted model, not a curated record. Lineage: Eukaryota; Viridiplantae; Streptophyta; Magnoliopsida; Lamiales; Lamiaceae.